This is a messenger RNA of Dicentrarchus labrax (European seabass), 3476 nucleotides long. Its product is annotated as interferon-induced protein with tetratricopeptide repeats 5-like. The transcript is spliced from 4 exons. The record is from RefSeq and is a predicted model, not a curated record. Gene Ontology annotation, biological process: defense response to virus. Gene Ontology annotation, molecular function: protein binding. Gene Ontology annotation, cellular component: cytosol. Bases 13 to 1326 code for a protein of 437 amino acids. Lineage: Eukaryota; Metazoa; Chordata; Actinopteri; Moronidae.
GGAAACAGCUGAAUGAUGAGUACUGUUCAGGGUGCAACAACACUGGAGUCCAAACUGGAGGCCCUGCAGUGCCACUUCACCUGGGACCUGAACCCUGGCAGGUCCAAACUUUUCCGUGUCAGAGACAAGCUGGAGGACAUCGGCACUGAGGAGGGAAACAGCUGGCUGGGUCACAUUUACAACCUGCGGGGGUACAUUCAGUACAAGCUGGGGUUCACUGAAGACUCCCAGAGUUUGUUCAACCAGGCUACAGAGGCCCUCCGCCUGACAAGAGGAGCAGAAGAGGGUCCCUGGUUAGUGGUGAACUACGGGAACCUGGCUUGGCUGCACCACCACCUGGGAGAACAAGAAGAGAGUCAGGAUUACCUGUCAAAGGUCGACGCCCUGAUGAAUAAAUAUCCAUCUCCAUCCCAGGACGAGCUCCAUCCAGAGAUCUACGCAGAAAAAGCCUGGACCCUGAUGAAGUUCAGCACAGACCAAAAGCUGCUGGCUGCAGAUUACUUUGAGAGAGCCAUCAGGAUGCAGCCGGACAUGGUGGAGUGGAACACCAGCCGUGUCUUAGCAUUAGAGAGUGCUUCUUACAACGAAGGGCCUGAGGCUGACAUCUUGCAGAAAUUGAGAAUUGCCAGAGAACAGGAUCCAGAGAACUUGUAUCUCGCUGCUAAGUACCUUGAACAACGUGGUAAGAAAGGAGAAAGUAUUGAAGAUGAAGCACGUGAGUUAGGCAGACAGGUUUUGAUAAAUCCUGUGAGCAGCUACAGCGGUAUGAAAGCAUUACUGUGGGUUUACAGAAACCAUGUAUCUGUAGAUGAGGCCAUUGAUUUGGCAGAGGAGGCUCUGAAACAACAUCCAGAUGUACGUUAUCUGAAGAGCUGUGUUGCACUCUGCUACAAAUGGAUUUAUUUCAGGGAUAUUGACCAAGACGUAAUGGAUAGAAGCAGAAUAGAGAGAGCACUCAGUUUCCAUAAGGAGGUGAUUUCUCUUUACCCUCAGUCUUCUCUUGUGAAGAAAAUAGACCUCGCAAAGAUGUACGCAAACUCAAAGUACAGCCAGGCUCAAGCUGAGCAGAUAUAUCAGGAACUGCUAAAACGUGAUCUAGAACCUGCAGAGAAACAGAUGCUUUGUCAUAACUACGCACACCAAUUAUUCCGCAAAGGAAUGCAUAACGACAGGUCAAUACAGUAUCACAUGAGGGCAGCAGAGAUACCGCAACAAUCCUCUUUUCGUGACAAAAGCAUCAGAGUUCUGACUCAGAUAAGAGACAGAAAGAAAGACAGAAUGUGUAGAGAAAUAGAGAAGUUUCUGGCAAACCUGCAAGAGCCAUAAUGUUUUUAACUGCACUGGUUAGGAAUCCAGAAAAAAAAUGCAUUAGCUCAAGAAAUCUGUAGAUAUAAAUUUGAUCACAUACAGACUGGGAGAAAAGAUUUGUGGAAACUGCAGAAAAGACUACUUCUUAAGAUAAACUCAAAAUAGAAGCGAGAAAUGUACGGUGAAGACCCUGAUCGCAACAUUGAAGUAAAGUUUUGUAUAAUUGACCCUGGUACUUGUACGAGGGAACCCUUUUAAUGGAUUUAUCAUCAGAUGUGAAAAUACUAAAAUCAUGAAGCAACCUUCAAAAAAGACCAUGAACUUUGUCUUCUGAGCAUUUAAAACUAAUUUUAGGUUAAUCAGGAAAGUUUGCAAUGAUGGAAAUGAAGUCUGAAGCUCUUGCACUGCCUGUCCUAAGGAGGGAGCAUGUGCAUAAAGUACAGUGUCAUCAGCAUAAAAGUGUACUUUUGCUUGUAUGUCCUUACUUAAAACAUUUAUGAAACUAGAGAACAAAGUAGGUACUGACAUGGAACCCUGGGGGACACCUUUAGUUAUUUCAAUCUGAUAUAUGGCCCUGUGGGCACACUGAGCUCGAUCUGCAAAAUUAUUAUUAUCAUUUAACAGCCUUAGGACAGAAACCAACAUUCUUGAGCUUGAUCAACAUAAAUUUGUGAUCCACUGAAUCAAAAGCCAUGGAUAGAUCCACAAAUAACGCAGCACAACUCUGUUUUCUGUCCAGGGCACCAAUGAGGUCAUUUGUCACAACCAUAGCAGCAAUAAUGGUACUGUGGCGGUUCUAAACCCAGACUGAAAAUUUUAAUAUCAACUAAAAACUGUUCUAAGUGUACAUUUAACUGGGAUUCAAGCAUCUUGGCUAGCACUGAGAGUUUUGAGAUUGCAUGGUAAUUGUUCAACUCUGAGGGGUCUCCACCUUUAAGUAAAGGGAGAAUAUAGGCAGCUUACCAAAUUUUAGGUAUUGAGUUGAAGAGACUCAAAAUAAAAAUAUGUGGUCAAAGUCUUCCAGAGCUUUACACACUUGAGCUAAUGAAAAAGGUUCAAAAUCAAACAAAUCCAAAUUCCCAUCAGUUGCAGUCGUGGCAGAACAUGAGAUCAAUGUAUUUAAGUUAGAGCUGUCAAAUAUAGACCCACCAUGAAUAAAGUGUUUGUUAAAUUGACUGAACAUUAUUUUAUCUGAAUCAACCCAAAUGUGAUGAGGGAGGUCUGAAGCAACAAGGACAAGUAUUUAAUUAAUUUCCAGGAUAUUGUUGGGUUAUUUAUGUUCUCUAUAACUGACUUCAGAUAAAACUCUGAUUUGGAUUUUCUGAUCAUUGAAGUUCACUUUGUCCCUACCACCGAUCAUAAACUUCUUAAUAGGAACAUGUUUAUUAGUGUUAGACAGGAAAAUUUAAUGAAAAUAAUCCCAUGCCAGUUCAACAUCCGCAAUCAGAGUAACUCUGCUAAAAUCAUUGUCAUACAAAUCAUGCAAAAAGGGCCUACUCUUCAAAACUUUUAAAAUAUCUUUUAGAAAUAAGACAGGCUUUUACCGUAGGGAUUUUGGUAUUCCUGACACAAGUAACCACUGACAUCAUUACAAAAUAUGCCAGUUGAGGUGUAUUUGAUAUAAUUAAAUCAAGCAAGGUAGAUUUCCUUUAUGUGCUUUAGGAUUUGGCCUUGUUUGUGGUUCAAUGAGCUGCAGAAGGUUUAAGGAGUCACAGAGUUCUUUAAAACAACCUGAGUCGGGCGCCCGGUUAGCUCAGUGGGUAGAGCUGGCGACCCAUGUACCGAGGCUGAGUCUUUGCUGCUGCUGCCCAGGGUUCAAAUCCAACCUACAGCCCUUUGCUGCGUGUCAUCCCCUCUCUCUGUCUGUCUUCAGCUGUCUCUAUCAUAAAGGCAAUAAAAAGCCCAAAAAAAUACUUUGUCUUACAUCCCAAUUCAGGUCACCCAUAAGGAUGAAUAGUCAGGAUACAAAAUCAAAUGUGUGUCAGUUAAUUGGGUCAAAAAAUGCAAUAAAGACAACAAGUGACACUCCUCUUGUCUUUGGAAACACUAGGACAGAUGUCUGAUGUAUGUGUUUUAUAUCUCUGUGUUGUUGUCCAUGUAUUGUUUUGUGUUGUUUUUAUGUUAAUAUGGAUUUCUGUGUGUGAAAUAAAGUUAAUUUGAAUUUAAAA